Messenger RNA from Phlebotomus papatasi, 1676 nucleotides. Its product is annotated as aladin-like. Gene Ontology annotation, molecular function: protein binding. The transcript has 5 exons. Gene Ontology annotation, cellular component: nuclear pore. Gene Ontology annotation, biological process: nucleocytoplasmic transport. Lineage: Eukaryota; Metazoa; Arthropoda; Insecta; Diptera; Psychodidae. The record is from RefSeq and is a predicted model, not a curated record. Bases 67 to 1500 code for a protein of 477 amino acids.
AAGAAAUGUCAGUUUUGACAUCCGGACGCUCAAGUUUUGGCGGUUGGAAAAUUUUUGUGCAAGACAAUGGUGUCCCUGCAGAAUUUCUCCAUGUCCCCAAGUCCUGGGGACGUGACAAUUUGUGAGCAGCAAGGUAGAAUUUGUUCCUUGCCAAACACAGAAGUCGACGUUGCAAAAUGCAUCCCUGCGGGAGUGAUGGCAAGAUACCCAGAGAUCAACAUUGCUCGGGAAUUGUUUCAGACACCCUCGUCAAAUAUUCUUCACAGCGACAGUGGAAGGAAUCUCAUGAUGCCUGUUAAUGAGAGCUUCCUGAAGCAUGUCACAAGGAAGUUCUUCGAGGAAGGCUUCUCAGCUGCCUUGGAGGCAGCUACAGUGUCUCCCAAUGCUCUGGUAAAGACCAGUGCCAAGUACAUUCUCUACCUGAUUAAUGUGGGCAACAAUAUGAGGUACUUCCUGAGGCCUCAUCUCAGGGAUCAGACACUGGCGAGUGUGGGGAAAUUCUCAGAGACAAAAGAUUGGAUGAGGAGUCCCAUAAGGUGCAUCCGGUGGCAUCCGCAUUGCUUCAAGCUGGCCGUGGCGGCUUCAGACGACAGCAUCAGGGUGUACACAGAUGAGCCAACUACAGUGCCUGUUCUAAAGACUGGACUUCAAAAGGGAAUCACCUCGAUGGCUUGGCGUCCUUUCACGGCUGGCCUCUUGGCCGUUGGAUGCCAAAGUGGCGUUCUCCUUUGGUCCCUUGAACCUAAUUCUCACAUUACUCGGCCUCUUUCGCAAGCAACUCAUCUGAAAAGUCCAAAUCACUCUCCAGUCACUUCGGUGGACUGGAGUCCGAAUGGUUGCCUCCUGGUGACGGCGAGUAUUAAUGACUCGGACAUUGUCAUCUGGGAUGUUGAUCAGAAUCGAAGUACACCAUUGAGGCGUAUGGGAGCGCCGUGUACUCAGGUUAAAUGGUCUCCGGAUGGUUGUCGGCUCUUUUCUGCCACAAUGGGAAGUGUUUUUAGGGUUUGGAAUGCCAAUAAAUGGACCCCAGAGAGAUGGACUGUGGGAGUGGGAACCAUUCAGUCUCUGGCUUGGUCGCCCUGUGGCAGUCAGAUGGUUUUUGUCACCACAGAAGAACCAUGCCUCUAUGCUCUGCAUUUCAUUGAGGAGCAAGUGUUCAGUAACACUUCAACGCCCAAACAAGCCCUUCCGGUUGCUGAUUUGAGCAAGACGACUGUGGGAGAGGUGGAAGUGGGUGGGAGACCACAGCAAGUUGUGUGGUGUCCAUCUGGUGAACACUUGGCGGUCUCCUUCAGAGAUACUUCGGUCAUUUCCAUCUUUAGCACUAGCAUCUCCAAGCACAACUUCAACAUUUCCCCAUCCUGCUUCCUCAAUGGACUUCCUGGGGAAUAUCCGACUUACAUGUGCUUCCAGCCGAGGUACAGGAAGGUCGAAAGGGCCACGUCUGUGCUCACAAUUGGAUGGUCCAGUGGAAGAAUUCAAUAUUUUCCUUUCCUCUAAAAAUCCUUGAUUUUCCUUCAAUUUUCUUUACUCCUCUUUAUUGGUUUCUUUCCCUUUUCUUUUUUGAUGCUUUUAGAAAAGAAAAUUGCUUUAUGAAAUCUCCAGUUAUUAUUGAUUAUUUUUUUCUCGAAAGUUUUUCAAAUACUUGAUAAAUAAAAAUGAAGUUUCAUUCCUAA